AUGUUGGACCAACCAGUACAGAGUUUAAUAGACAGAGUGCCUAAUCUUUCUCGGGAAUUGAAAAAGUCUAUAGAUAUGGAGAAUAAACUUUUCACAGUUCUAUCUUACGAUCCCGUUUUGGUCGAUCCGCGACUAUAUCUCCAUUUCUACGAUCCAUCGGUAGGGAUACCAGUCAAAAAGCUAUUAUUAGAAAGGCUUUUGUAUCAUCAACAGUAUUCUGUGUGUUGGCAUCUAUUCACUGGAAACACAUUGGAUGAUUUAGAUGUAUUUUUAGAAACGACGCAAAACUUUUUAAGAAAACAGAGGAAUGAUUUUGCAAUAAUAGACCUUAUUCUCAGUUUACCUGAAAUGGGAGAAAAUGAAACCUACAAGACGCUGGUUUUGGACGCACUGACGCAUGUAUUUGGUGUUGAUGUGCGUCAAAUACUACGGAAAUACCACGAAAUUGAUGAAUUACGAAACCUUGACGAUAUACUUGCAUACUCCAGUAAUGAAUUUACUUCAACCGUUUUAUGCUUGAAGCGAGCCAUGAAAGCCUUGUACUAUGAAGGAACUACAAGUCAGCAAGUUCAAGACAUUUUGUUGCAGCAUCCCAAUAUUACGAUACGACCAGGAUGGAUUAGUUCCAUUUUGCCAAAGUUUGAGUUUUGGUCAUGCAUGAUAUUUUCCAAACUACCGCAAAAUAUAGCACCCUUUACAGAUGCAGUUAAAGUGGUUUUAUCAAAAGGAGUUCGUUUGAGUGAUAUGGACACGCUAUACAUGCUUCAUUCUGAUGUAGCACCGUUUUCCAUUUUCCUGGUCUACAAGUUAUCACCCAUGCAAAAACUGAUUCUAAAUUAUUUGGUUAAAGUUUUGGUAAUCAAGUCUAAUCACGAAGAAUUAAAGGCUGCUUAUUUGACAACCAGAAAACAACUUGAACUACCGGUAGUGCUUGCAUGUGUCUCAAAAUUGCUUGAGAAUGAACCCUCUGUACUACCAAUGAUCAAGCAAUUUGAAAAAUCAAAAAGGGAAAAGAUUGUUAUGGGUCUCAAGUAUCAUAAUUCUUCGCAAUUUUUGGAACUAAUCGUAUACUUUAAUAACAACCAAAAGAUUGCGCGGUACCUAAUCAGCACAUUUACGAAAUCCCCUUAUGCAAGCACUGAAAAUUUAAUCUUAUUAGUAUCAUCCAAUAUCAAUUCCAAAAGAACACUACUUGAAAUCUUUCGAUCCACUUUACUUCGAGCAAGAAUUAUUGACAAUAAUUUUAUAUCAGCCGCAUUGAACGCCGUUUUGGAAAAAACUAUUCCCAAUAAAGGUGGAUUUGCAAAGUCCUACGACAUCCUCAAUCACAAGGAAAAGACAUUUAUGCAUAACUCAUUUAGGUCCGUAGGACAAACCGUAUCCCUUUUAAGCGAUGCUGACUUGGCACUUGCAUUGGAUGGAAUAUACCACGCCCUACACCACGAUACAUUUUAUUACAAAAAUGAUAAAGCCGCCCAGGCAUAUUUAUUCAAGUCAUUAUCUAAUGAAAUCUUUAGGUUCGUGCUACGGAGAGACGAUCGCGUAAGGACACUUCAAAACACAAUGGGCCACAUGACCACAUCUACGUACUGGAUAAAGUAUUGGCUUAUCUAUGCAAUGGUGCUUGACGAUUUUUCCAAUGCCAUCAAACUUUUAAAAUUUUACAAGAAGUCAAAACGUGAAUUAACCCAGUUUUUCCCGGCAAUAAUAUUAGGCAUUAUACAAUCUACUCAAAUGGACAUCAAUAAUAAGGUAAAAUAUCUCGAUUACUUUCUUAAACAAGCCAAGAUUCAUCAGUACGAAAAUGUCUUGAAAGUGAAACCAGCAAUGGAAAUCAUCCGCCACUUUCAAAAAGCCGCCAAAGAAGAGAAAUUGAACAACGAGUCUGUUCAAUGGAUUGCCGAGUUAAGUCAGAAGAACCGUCAUUUGAGGAGAGCUAUUGCAGUUACUCAAAAAAAUCGAAAUGAGUAG
Molecule: messenger RNA, 1971 nt
Organism: Lodderomyces margitis
Lineage: Eukaryota; Fungi; Ascomycota; Pichiomycetes; Serinales; Debaryomycetaceae
Exons: 1
Coding region: 1-1971 (656 amino acids)
Source: RefSeq, a predicted model, not a curated record